Messenger RNA from Oryzias melastigma (Indian medaka), 3032 nucleotides. RefSeq names its product protein phosphatase 2, regulatory subunit A, beta b (gene ppp2r1bb). Gene Ontology annotation, molecular function: protein binding; protein phosphatase regulator activity. The transcript has 15 exons. Lineage: Eukaryota; Metazoa; Chordata; Actinopteri; Beloniformes; Adrianichthyidae. Gene Ontology annotation, cellular component: cytoplasm; protein phosphatase type 2A complex. Gene Ontology annotation, biological process: protein dephosphorylation. The record is from RefSeq and is a predicted model, not a curated record. The coding region runs from base 54 to 1823 and encodes 589 amino acids.
AACCCCGUAGUGCCGCACAACAGCGCCAUUCGGUAACUGCAACUGUGUCCAAAAUGGCUGGAGCUGAUGGAGACGAUUCUCUCUACCCUAUUGCUGUUCUCAUCGACGAAUUGAGAAAUGAGGACGUCCAGCUGCGUCUCAACAGCAUCAAGAAGCUGUCCACUAUUGCACUAGCUCUCGGUGUGGAGAGGACUCGCACAGAGCUCCUUCCUUUCCUCACAGACACUAUCUAUGAUGAAGAUGAAGUGCUUUUGGCAUUGGCUGAGCAGCUUGGCAAUUUCACUAUGCUGGUGGGGGGACCAGAGUAUGUUCACUGCCUCUUGCCUCCUCUGGAGAGUCUUGCAACAGUGGAAGAAACGGUUGUCAGAGACAAAGCUGUGGAAUCCCUGCGAAAGAUCUCUCAGGAGCACUCUCCAGUUGACCUGGAGGUCCACUUUGAGCCUUUGGUGAAGCGGCUGGCCAGUGGUGACUGGUUCACCUCUCGCACUUCAGCUUGUGGCCUCUUCAGCGUGUGUUAUCCCCGGGUAUCCAGCACCGUCAAGGCUGAAAUUCGUCAGCAUUUUCGCACCUUGUGUUCAGAUGACACCCCAAUGGUGCGUCGAGCUGCUGCAUCUAAGUUGGGGGAGUUUGCCAAAGUCCUGGAGCCUGAAUAUGUAAAAAGUGACAUCAUUUCCCUCUUCACUGCUUUGGCUUCCGAUGAGCAGGACUCUGUGCGGUUGCUCGCAGUGGAGGCUUGUGUAAGCAUUGCUACUCUGCUGCCACAAGAGGACUUGGAGACAUUGGUGAUGCCAACCCUUCGCCAGGCUGCAGAAGACAAGUCUUGGAGAGUUCGCUACAUGGUGGCUGACAAGUUCUCAGAGCUCCAGAAAGCAGUUGGGUCUGAAAUCACCAAAAACGACCUGGUCCCUGCCUUCCAGAAUCUUCUUAAAGACUGUGAAGCUGAGGUCCGUGCUGCUGCGGCCAACAAAGUCAAAGAAUUCUGCGAGAACCUCCCAGAGGACAACCGUGAGCAAAUCAUCAUGACUCACAUUCUGCCCUGUGUCAAGGAACUUGUCUCAGACACCAACCAGCAUGUGAAGUCCGCUCUGGCCUCGGUCAUAAUGGGCCUUUCCACCAUACUGGGCAAGGACAACACAAUUGAGCACUUGCUGCCUCUCUUCCUGGCUCAGCUUAAAGAUGAGUGCCCUGAGGUGCGUCUGAAUAUCAUCUCCAAUCUGGACUGUGUGAAUGAGGUGAUCGGCAUACGGCAGCUGUCACAGUCACUGCUGCCCGCCAUUGUGGAGUUGGCUGAGGAUGCCAAGUGGCGGGUUCGUCUCGCCAUCAUAGAGUACAUGCCCUUGUUGGCGGGGCAACUGGGGGUGGAGUUCUUUGAUGAAAAGCUCAACACACUCUGCAUGGCCUGGCUAAUUGAUCAUGUGUAUGCCAUCCGUGAGGCGGCCACUUGUAACCUCAUGAAGCUUGUGGAGAAGUUUGGGGCAGAGUGGGCUCAGAACACCAUUGUGCCCAAAGUUCUUGGAAUGGCCAACGACCCCAAUUACCUCCACAGGAUGACCACUCUGUUCUGCAUCAAUGCUUUGUCAGAAGCAUGUGGUCAGGAGAUCACCACGAAGCAGAUGCUGCCCGUGGUCCUGAAGAUGUCCAACGACCAGGUGGCUAACGUCCGCUUCAAUGUGGCCAAGUCCCUGCAGAAGAUUGGCCCGGUCCUCGACAGCAAUGCUCUGCAAACAGAAGUGAAGCCGGUGCUGGAGAAGCUGGCCACUGACUCUGACAUGGAUGUCAAGUAUUUUGCCCAGGAGGCUAUUAGUGUUCUGGCCCUCGCAUAACCAUCCCAAAUCAACAGCUUAAAGCAGAGAUUUCAUGCAAACAAAAUUACACUUUUACAGGAUAUUUAUUGAUGUUCAGGAACAACUGGUGAUGUAUAGAAAAACUGUUAACAAUUGUUUUCUUUUUUUUUCUUUUUUUUACUGUUUAACGGUAGUCCAUGUUCAGGCAUUCUUUGCUGUAAAUGAGUGCUUUUAGACAGGUAGGGUGUGAUGACAUUGAGUUAAGUGGUGCACGCCCACUGAUGCGCUACUGUGCUCACUCCACCGAAGCCCCUCCCAUUCCUCCCUUUCUUCCUCCAUACUGUUGUACUUUAGCCAGUCACUACAAGAGGCAAUAUCUAUACGCUCUAGAUCUGCGCUAGCUCGCGUUUCUCGCUCCAGAUGUUUGUUUUGGUUUGCUCUUCCCCUGAAGGCUGGCACGGCUCAUCAAGACGCCCCUACUCCAGAGCAGAACCUGCUCUUUAGCUUUGCAGAGCUGUCAUUACAACACCCUGACAUAGAAAUAACAGAGGGAGGGGGGUCUGCCAUCGCAAAUAAUCUAAUCUAACCCUCAAGGUGAUUGCAUGUCUUUAUCAGCUUCACACUUUUCUCCUCCUUGUGCUUCGUGGCAAAAAAACAAAUGAAUUGGUGAAAGACGCUUCUGUGGCUCAGUGUAAUGGGGACCAGCCGAUUGUAGCUCGCUGCUUAUUAUCCCUCCUUCAAAUCCUGAGUGAUUUUUCUUGAUAAGCCCACAGGAGGAGUCAGCUUUGAUUUGUGCUUGCUCAUAGCAGUUAUGUUAAUGCUUUUUCAAUAUACCCAGAUAAACAGUUUGUUCCAUAAAGACAAUGUUCUCGUCUUUAAAGGACAUUUAAUUUGUCCACCUUUCACAGGGCGUGGAAAUAAAAUAGCAGAUUUCAAUCCAUAAUUGUCUCCUUUAAUCACCAAAAUUCCCUGAACCCAAGAGGAUCGUCAAACCUCCAUUAGAACCGAGGACUCGGCAUGUGUCUAAAGCUGCAUAAUGUUUUAUUAUGGGAUGGGAAUGGGCAGGGAGAACCGUUGUCCAGUUUUUUUUCUUUGCGGCUGUCCUCCCCCUCCCUCGUUUUUCCUGAAUAAACCUGAUUAUUGAUUGUCUUGUCUUAAAAGUACUGGUUUUUAUUUGGGGUUUUUUUUUGGUCACAGUUGGGAUGAUGUACUACUGUAUCUUGGUCUGAAUAAAGUAACACAAAUCUG